This is a messenger RNA of Manacus vitellinus (golden-collared manakin), 1496 nucleotides long. Its product is annotated as ankyrin repeat and SOCS box protein 18. Lineage: Eukaryota; Metazoa; Chordata; Aves; Passeriformes; Pipridae. The record is from RefSeq and is a predicted model, not a curated record. Bases 383 to 1264 code for a protein of 293 amino acids. The transcript is spliced from 6 exons. Gene Ontology annotation, biological process: intracellular signal transduction. Gene Ontology annotation, molecular function: protein binding.
UUGGCUGUUUGCAAGGUGGCACCUGGCUCAGAGAGAGGAAACUGGACCUCACACCCUGACAGGGAUGGUGAUCCAGGGAGGAUGAGCGAGCAUCACCCAGGAGAGGCACCCUCACACCCCUCCCAGGCACCGUUUUCUCGCAUCCUGCGAAUAAACCAGCAAUUUAAUCCAAGUGGUGCUGCUGCAGCAGGGCCUGGUGACCGUCUGACCCUCAUUGUACCCCCUACCCAUCAGCAUCCCACCCUGCUGGAGUUAUAAAUAUGACACAAUAGAGCCUUAACUGGAUUAUAAUUAGACAAUGAGCCUGGGAGGACGGAAACAAUGAACUAUAUAAGCCUGUCUAUCCUCCCAGCCAGGACCUGCACACACGGGAAACACUGGAAUGGGCGACUCACCAGGACCUGCAGUAGGAAAGCUGCGGAUUUCCUCCCAGUUGGAUUCGGAGCAUCCUUUAACAGCUCAUGUUCCUGUCACCAGGUUUUACACAGCCCUGGUCACGGGAGACCUGAGGAGCCUCGAGGUCCUGACUGACCGAUACCAUCAAGAUGUCAACCUGGUUUUUGAGAUCAGUAAAAAUGAGCUGGAGUGGCAGGUGAAAAGCCAAGCGUCUUAUGGACUCUCAGGGCUGUGGGCGCUGGAGCGGCGCUGGGAGCGGAGCACCCCGCUGUGCCUGGCUGCCCACCACGGCCACCCCGCCGCCCUGCGACACCUGCUCCGCCGCCACGCCCAGCCUGACCUGGCCCCGGGCRCGCAGGGACCCCUGCACGAGGCCUGCCGGGGGGCACACACCGACUGCGUGGAGCUGCUGCUGGAGUACCGGGCGGACCCCAACCUGCAGAGCGAGGAGGGGCUGGCCCCGCUGCACCUCUGCACCACCUGGGACUCCCUGGGGGUAGGCAGAAAACCAGGACCAGGACUUCAACUCCAUGAUCCUUAUGGGUCCCUUCCAGCUCAGGAUAGUCUAGUGCUGAGGUCCUGUGCGGCCGUGCCAGAGGUCAUUGAAGUCCUCUUCAAUUCCUACUCACAAAUCCCUGUCUCCCAGGAGUGGUCCGAGGCUGUGCCAGAGGAGGUGUUCCAGCAGCACCAGCCGUUCUACAAGUCCCUGUUCCAGCUGGCGGGUGCCGUGCGGUGCCUGCAGCACUUGUGCCGCUCCGCCAUCCGGGAGAACCUCGGCAGCAGGUGCCACAGCCUCAUCCCUCUGCUGCCUGUGCCCAAGGCUCUGCGGGAAUACCUGCUGCUGGAGCCCGAAGGAGUCGUGCUCUGAAGGAGCAGAUCCACGUCCAAGUGCAGCCCUGCCUUCCCCGCACGGAGCAGGGCAGCCUCCGUUCCUGCCAGCCGAGCCAGGGAGCGCAGCUUCCCGUGAUAGAUGGCUGUUUUCCAGGGAUUUAUAAUGUAACUGAAAUGUGCUUUCGCCUGUAACUUUGUAUAGAUUUUUUUCUCUAAUUGUGCUUUAAAUAGAUUAUAAAGAGUAAUAAAAUGAUUAGUAGCUGUUGGGA